Molecule: messenger RNA, 784 nt
Organism: Closterium sp. NIES-67
Lineage: Eukaryota; Viridiplantae; Streptophyta; Zygnematophyceae; Desmidiales; Closteriaceae
Source: the annotation of a GenBank genome assembly
AGGUAUGCAGGCGUGGCUGCGCAUGGUAGAGGAGUGCGAGCCCACCACUGACCCUGAGGUCAUGGCUCACAACAUGGAGUCCCAGCAUCGCUACAUCUGCUGGCGAUCCGUCAAGGACCCCGGGCGGCCUCUUUUGACCCGGCUAUUCGGCUCUGAGAAAUGCGAGGAGUUCAUCGAGGGAUUCCUGUUUGCAGGGUCGCAUGAGCUCGGAACCAAGGCAUUCCUUGACUACUUCCCCGAUUACCGCAUGGAGGAUGGAAGCAUUGCCAAGAAGCGUUCCAUGAAAGGGAAGGCAUACAGUAGUAGACCCUGGGAUGCAAGUGGCAAGCUUAUUUUGUGACGGAAAUGUAUCAUCAAGCUUGAGAUUCAAGUGGGGAAACAAGGUCCGCGCAUAGAAGGUUCUGGGCAUGGCAUUGAGGUCCUCAAAUGAGAAGUACGUAGGUGCUUUCUCUAACGAGCAAAAUGUUGAGGGAAUACUUUUGCCCUAUGCAGGCAUUCAAUGUGGUGCAAUUUGGUAAUGUGUGCUUGUAAGGAAAUUCCCUUUUCCUUACUGGGCUCGACUACAGCGCGUACGCCCUCGACUCUCAGAAGUCCAGGCUCUGCCAACUAUUUCGGUCCCGAACCAUUUCAUGAACUCAAACCUAGACGCGUGGCGCUUCCGUGGCUUUCGCCAACCGGACUGCCCCAACCUGUUCGCGUGGUUCUCGGCUAGCUCUGUUCGUGCCUAUAAAUACCUAGGCCCUCAUUUGUAUGGACACUUUUGAAUCAUGACUCCUUUAUUAGA